Messenger RNA from Cryptomeria japonica (Japanese cedar), 1594 nucleotides. RefSeq names its product probable aldo-keto reductase 1. Bases 199 to 1428 code for a protein of 409 amino acids. Lineage: Eukaryota; Viridiplantae; Streptophyta; Pinopsida; Cupressales; Cupressaceae. The transcript is spliced from 8 exons. The record is from RefSeq and is a predicted model, not a curated record. Gene Ontology annotation, cellular component: cytoplasm.
CAUAAGUUACCUAUGUGCAACGAUGAUGGUUGCUGCUUCCUAAUGCUUUUUACCGACCGGUCAAAACAAUAUAAGAAGAAUGAGCGUAACUACGGACAGACGCUAAACCCAAUCAACAACUUGUUUCUAACAUAGUAGGCUGUUAAAAACCACGGCUUCUGUAUAUUGAGCUGCCGAAGUCAUCUCCGUUUAUCUACAAUGGCAACAACAGUAAUUCCACGAACCAAUUUGGGCAGCCAAGGUUUGCAGGUUUCUAAGUUGGGAUAUGGAUGCAUGGGGCUUACUGGAGUAUAUAAUAAACCUCUCUCCGAAGAAGAUGGGAUUUUUAUGAUUAAGUAUGCUUUCGAGAAAGGCAUUACCUUCUUUGACACAUCAGAUGUAUAUGGCGCCACUACCAAUGAAAUCAUUGUUGGGAAGGCCUUAAAGCAGCUUCCUCGUGACAAAAUUCAACUUGCAACAAAGUUUGGUAUUGUGUUUAGUGCUGAUGGUAAGAUAGAUGUCAAGGGUUCCCCAGAGUAUGUCGGGAAAUGUUGUGAAGAAAGCCUUAAACGUCUUGAUGUGGAGUACAUAGAUCUAUAUUAUCCGUCUAAGAUAGAUACGUCAAUUCCUAUUGAAGAAACAGCCUUAAAGCAGCUUCCUCGUGAGAAAAUUCAACUUGCAACAAAGUUUGGUAUUGUAUUUAGUGCUGAUGGUAAGAUGGAUGCCAAGGGUUCCCCAGAGUAUGUCCGGAAAUGUUGUGAAGAAAGCCUUAAGCGUCUUGAUGUGGAAUACAUAGAUCUAUAUUAUCAGCAUAGGAUAGAUACAUCAAUUCCUAUUGAAGAAACAAUAGGGGAGCUCAAAAAACUAGUGGAAGAGGGAAAAAUAAAAUAUAUUGGACUGUCAGAAGCCAGUGUUGACACCAUUAGAAGAGCACAUGCAGUGCAUCCUAUUACUGCCAUUCAGCUUGAAUGGUCCCUUUGGACUCGUGACAUUGAGGUGGACAUAAUCCCAGUAUGCAGGGAGUUAGGCAUUGGUAUAGUACCAUACAGUCCUCUUGGUCGUGGAUUCUUCUCUGGAAAGGCAGUUGUGGAGAGCUUACCAGAAAAUAGUUCAUUGGUUAAUCAUCCACGUUUUAGAGGGGAAAAUCUGGAGAAGAACAAAGUUUUCUACACCCGCAUUGCAGAUUUAGCCAAAAAGUAUGGGUGUACACCUGGUCAGCUUGCUCUUGCAUGGGUUCUGCAUCAAGGUGAUGAUGUUGUUCCCAUUCCUGGAACUACUAAAACCAAGAACCUGGACGAAAAUAUUGGCUCCUUGAACAUAAAACUCUCGCAAAGGGACUUGCAAGAAAUUGCUGAUUCAUUGCCAGCUGAUGAAGUUGUAGGUAUCCGAACCUAUGAGUCCAUGAAUCAUAAGACAUGGAGAUUUGCAGAUACCCCGCAGAAAUCUUAGAAUAGAUAAUUGCCGUGGCAGAAUAAUCAUGGUGCUUAUAAUUGAUAAAACUUUCUAUAGUUGAAUUUAUAAGGAGAGUUAUGCUAGUCUUAGAAUGGGUGGACAAACUUUAUUGCUUGUUGCUUGUCAUUCUAUACCAUAUCAAUAAAAUUUAUAUUAUCGCUAA